This is a messenger RNA of Biomphalaria glabrata, 2137 nucleotides long. RefSeq names its product BTB/POZ domain-containing protein 17-like. The transcript is spliced from 7 exons. NCBI's taxonomy places the organism in Eukaryota, Metazoa, Mollusca, Gastropoda, Planorbidae. Bases 4 to 1323 code for a protein of 439 amino acids. The record is from RefSeq and is a predicted model, not a curated record. Gene Ontology annotation, molecular function: protein binding.
AGAAUGAAUCUAAGUAAGAGCAGUAACGAGGAAGGAGAGAGAUCCAUAGAGUCAUCUAGAUCUAGAUCUGUUACACCGGAUACAGUAAUCAUCAAAACAAUCACAGGUGAUAAUCUAGAAGAUACACUUCAAGAUGAAGAAAACUUCAUUACAAGUUUAAAAAAAUCGUUUAACGAAAGACACAGCAGUGAUGUUAAAAUUAAGGUAUGCACCAAGACUUUUUAUGCUCACAAAUUCAUUUUGGCCAAAGUUAGUCCAGUUUUUAACAUCAUGCUGUGUUCUAAAAAUUGGCAAGAAUCACUCCAAGAAGAAGUUACAUUGAUCGAAACUGAAGAAUGCUUAGAACAUUUUGAGACUUUUCUGCAAUUCUUCUACAGUGCCAAAAUUAACAUCUGUGUUAAAUCGGCAAUACCUAUAUUGAGUUUGGCAGAGAAAUAUGAUGUUGGAUCUCUAAAAAGCCUUUGUACACAGUAUAUGGUAAAACAUUCAAGGUAUCUGCUGGUCGAAAGCGCAAUCAAGUGGUACAAUUUAGCUCAUUUUCUAAACAUAAAAGAGAUAACAAUGGAGUGUUUUGCCAACAUAACUAGGAAUACACAUAAACUUAUGUCAUCUGAGUGGCUGCAACUAGACCUAGGCUUAAUAACCAGUUUAUUAAAAAGUGGAGACUUAGUUAUUGAGUCUGAGUAUAGUCUUUUCCAAGCCAUAUUGAAUUGGUUACACACAGAAGGAAGGAAAGAUUUAUAUUUUCAUAUUGAGGAACUACUUCCUUUAAUUAGAUUUUCCCAGUUACAGAAAAAUGAGCUCUUAUUAGUAGAGGAAAAUUCACUGUAUCAGGAUGAAAAAGUGAAACCCUUGUUGGAUAAACAAAUUCAAAAAGCUUAUCGCUUCAGAACACUUUGCAGUGUCCCAACUGAGAGGGUUUUAUUUACAGAAGAAUUUUACUCACCCAGAAUAUACUUAAACAACAUACUUGGCACAAUAACAAUGUGCCUUGAUGUUUCGAGACAAGUGGUGCCAGAUAUUGUCAGAACAUAUGUUACUCCUGUUCCAACAGAUACACUUGAUGCUGAAUGGAAGCUGGCAUGUUACAAUUCUGAUACGUGGUGUAUUAGUUUAACACCAUAUCAAUCAGCAUUAAUACAAGGUGAGACAAAGGUACAAGCAGUAGUAUUGAUAAGAACUCAAGAAAACCAUAUAAUACAAGUGGAAAGUUCCGAUGUCACCAUUUGCACCAAAAGGGAUAAUUUGGUGAUGAGAUUUGAAAUAAGCAACCUGGAGCUGUCAAGAAACAUGGCUGUUAUUGCCAAAACUUUACCAAAGUGAAAGCCAGGGCUAAGAUGGAUCUAUGAGGCGGAGCAGAGAUUUGUUCAUGGCAUCGACAUAACAUUUUCUUUGGAUGAUGACACUGAACUAGACAGACAACCCACUCCUAGAUCUAUUCUUGAGCUUAGAAGUGUCACUGUCUGCAAUAAAAAUGUUUCUUGUGUCCAUUUUUUUGUUUUUAUAAGGCUAGAAUUUCAAGAUACAAGUUCUUUCUGUUUAUGUUCUCUCUUAUUAUGUUAUAUUGAAAUGUAUAAAUAUGUCUUCAGUCUAAAUUAACGUUCCAUGCCCAGUAGGCUGGAGGUUAAAGGUUAAGAGUUGUUGCCUGGAGGAAAGCAUAACUGCUUAAAGUUGACUUGAUACAUACUGAUGCAUCAUUUAGCUGUAGUCUGUUGCUUGUUUCACUGGCAUCACUCAUUCCAUGGAUGUUUUCAACUGUGUCAAUUCAAACUCCACAUAGAUUUAUUAAGUAUAGAAACUUCUUCUGUUGUAUAUAUAAAAUGUAAUUGUUUUGUUUCAACAUGUCAAUUUUUUUUCAUAACUAUUAUUGUUUCUUAAUUGGAUACACUGAGAAUUUGUACCUCAGUUCUUGGAUUAUCUGUUGGACUAGAUAGAGCUUAAGAUACUUUUUCUUUGUAAAAAGUUGUUUGAAAUAGUGUACAAUAAUUUGAGACCAUGUGGGUUUUUUUUACAUUCGUAUGCCAUUGUUUUUAAAAGUGUUACUUAACAAAUGGACUAAACAGUGUGUUUGUAUUUUGAAGCAUUCCAUUCACAUUCAGUUAGAUGUGAGCAAAUAAACUUUUCAUGAAUGCAACAA